GAUCCACCCAGACAUAAAACAAGCAAUUAAAAAAAGCCUGGGAGAGUGAGGAUGAGAUUUCCGAAUAAUGCAUGAUCUUCCAAAUUGCCUUUGCUGACGAUAGACUUAAAAAUAGGUGUGCAAGAUAUUAGCUGCUGCCCAGCUGCUUGAUGUUACAUGCAUACCCAGGGAAUUAAGUCUCUCUCUCCUUCUAGAGAGAGACUGUAAGAUGCAUGUUAUGAAUUGUGUCUCCUUGGUGAAUGAUAAAGAAAAUGGAGCUAUUUCAGUUGAAGCUGGAUUAAUGAUUGGAGAUACAACAGACCCAGAAGAGCAACUGCCUCAACCACCUCCGCCUCCACCACUUCCGCCCCCUCCACCAUGUCUAACAACAGAUGUUGGAUUUUCUUCACCAGCAGGCGUACCGCCACCGCCUCCGCCUCCACCUCUGUCCCUGAGCAGACCUUCAUUGUCGCAGUUGGUCAACGGGCAUGGCCACUUAAGCAAGAAGAAGCGAAUACGUAGUUUCUUCUGGAAAACUAUCCCCGAAGAACAAGUUCGUGGUAAAAAUAACAUCUGGACUAUUGGUGCUAAGCAGAAUUACCAAAUUGACACAAAGACAAUUGAGGAAUUUUUUGGUCAGCCGGAAGGAACAGUACCUUUGGAAUCAAGAAGCAGAGCUUCACGGAGGUCAUUUAAAGACACCAAACAAGAGAUUAAUAUUUUGGAUGCCAAAAGAAGUAUGAAUAUUGGGAUAUUCCUCAAGCAGUUUAAAAAAUCUUUUGAAUCCAUAAUUGACGAUCUUCACUCAGGAAGAAGUGAUCUCUAUAGCUGUGAGAUCCUACGUGAACUUCUCAAAUUACUGCCAGAAACAGAAGAGGUAAAGAAAUUAAAGGAUUUCAGUGGAGACAUAUCAAAACUGUGUCAAGCAGAUUCUUUUAUGUACUUGCUAAUCCAGGUGCCAAACUAUUCACUCCGACUUGAAGCCAUGGUGUUAAAAAAAGAAUUCUCCCCAUCUUGUUCUGCUCUGCAGAAAGACAUGACAAUUAUAAGAAUGGCUACAAAGGAGCUAAUGUGCUGUGAAGAGCUACAUUCCAUAUUGCAUUUGGUCCUUCAGGCUGGGAAUAUUAUGAAUGCGGGAGGCUAUGCUGGCAAUGCCGUGGGCUUUAAGCUAUCCUCAUUACUCAAGUUGGCAGAUACAAAAGCAAACAAGCCUGGGAUGAAUCUGCUUCAUUUUGUUGCUUUGGAAGCCCAGAAGAAGGACAGAGUUCUUUUGAACUUUUCAGAGAAAUUGAAGCACGUCCAUGAGGCAGCCAGGAUAUCUCUUGAAAGUAUAGAAGCUGAGCUCCAUUCACUCUCAACCAAAACAAAAUCUCUUAAAGAGAAUAUUCGCAGGGACUCAGAACUCUAUCACCAGAUGGAAGGCUUCCUCCAGUUUGCUGGAAAAGAACUUAAAGAGUUGGAACACUGGAAACGCGACUUGCUGAAGGAGGCCCAUGCGCUUAUGGAUUUCUUGUGUGAAGAUAAGGAAACUAUGAAAAUGGAGGAGUGCUUUCAGAUAUUCAGGGAUUUUUGCCUAAGGUUCAGCAAAGCAGUUAAGGAGAAUAAGGAUAGAGAGGCCCAUGAGUUUCAGCAGCUACAGCGAUUAAAGGAGUUGGAGGAAAAACGUCGGUCAUCGGUUGCUGGUGAGCUUGGAGCUUUUGGCAGAAGCAGCAGUGAAAAUGACGUUGGGACACUGACAAAGAGAGGACUAGAAGAAUUUCUACCUUUCUUACAGCAUAGACCACAGAGCCCUUCCUACAGAAAUGCCAGCACCAGGCGCUCUCGGCAUUCUUUGGGAGUCACUGCAGACCGGGAGCUCUUGACUUUCCUAGAGACCUCAAAAGGUGAUGAGGCACACAAAUCCAACAGUCUUCCUCGUGCACAUGCUUGUCAAGCGAGGCCCACUGUAGCCUGGACUGAAUCUAAAGAGCCUGGAGAUCUAGGUUUGACUGACUUGCACUUGAAUCAGGCACCUGAAGAAGGCAUGGACUGCAGUUACUUCCCAUUGCCUCCAUCUCAGUCUGAUCACAUAGAUGACCUUGAGGCAUUAGAUGAUGACCAUGCUAACUUCGGUAAUAACGAAGACAGUGCUGACAAUGACAACUACACUUUCAGCGUGCCUUGUAUGGAAGCCACAGGUACAACCCCCUGGGAUGUAUCUUAUGAAGACAGUGAUCUUGUUCCAGGGCUGCAGAAAUUUGACUUCCAUGAAGGAAAUAAUAUGGAUGAUACAUCUGAAGUUAAUUUUGAGGCUGGUGUAGGAGAUAUGGAGACACUGGGUGACUCAAGCUUAUACUCUCUUGGUAUAGUAACUCGUCCAAUACCAGCAUGUAGAAAGUCAAAAGAAGCUCCUUAUAAGGAUGAACAUGCUACCAAGGGGGCAGGUCAUGCUAAUGAAGCUCCAGGGCUCAGCCUUCAUAGUCCUACCUCUUCAGAUGGUAAUGUUUCAGAAAUUAAGGCACAAAGGCCAAUGUUCUGUGUUUCAGAUAUAUCUGAAUGCUCUUUGACACUUGAUCUGUCAGAAGAAAAUAAUCAGAAGCUAGGUGUCAACAAAGUAAACAGAAAAGAUGGUUCCAUGGCCCACCUUAUGAGUGACCUGCAAACAGAUGAUGGUACCCUCUUAGGUCUGAGCUCAUUUUCUAGUGAUAAAGAAGACUCUAGUGGCAAGCCUGGUCUUCUGAAGGAAAAAUCAGGAAGAAGCAAAGAUGCCUUUGGGCCAAAAAGAAAUUCUUUGAAAGAAAAAUCUUCAGGUACUACAAAACCCACCACUGGUCCUUCAAAUCACCCAAGACCUGUCAGAACUCUGAAUAUAUCAGAGAAUGCAAGCAUGAGAAAAGUAGUACCUAUUUCCAGGUCAACUAAAGCAGCACCCCCCACUUGUACAAAAAAGCCAGAACCUAAGCCAGCACCUCGGGACACUAGUAUAGCUGAAACGCGGCUGUCACGGCGCAACUCCAUCAGGGGUAUCACCGAUGCCAUGCCAAAACCUCAGUAUAGGCAGAGCAUAUCUGUAGAGGAGCCAAAAUUCCAGCGAGGAACAGCAGCUUCUAGCAGUGGCCAUUUUGAGAGGGAGCCACUUCAGCAGAAAGGCUCCUUCAAAAAGCCAAGCUCUAAACCGGUCAGAUACGUUCCAAAGUCAAAAAAUGAUGAAACCAAAAUGUGCCGCUCUUUGCCCAAACCCCAGUCACCUACAGAUACUAACAAAAGCCCAACAAUCACUGUUCCCAAGACACCAGCUCCCAUUCCAAGCUUUGCAAGAAACACAGUGGCCUCUUCUUCAAAAUGUGCAAAAGUGGAUAUGCCUUCUACUUCCAAAACUCCAACCCUCACAAGAUCUUUGUCUCAAAGGCUACCAAGGAUGAGAAUAACAGCAGCCUCUGAUGAUGCUAAUCCAAAGGAAAAUGGUGGAAGCACACUGAAAAGAGCAAAUAGUGCUAGAAUUAUCAAAAGGAACACUGACAACAGUGAACUUCUAAGUGUUAAAGCAGAGCCCAUGCCAAGGGAACAAAUAACAAUGGAAAGAUCAGCAUCCCUUAAAUGUAAAGAUGGAAACCAAACUUCAAUAGGAAAACUACUGAAUCACUUUUGAAAAUAAAGGGGGUUGUGCUGUUUGGCAAUAUAGAAUGUGAAAACAAACUUUUUCAACACUGAAUAUUUCUUUUGUGGAAUAUCCAGACAGUAAUGUAUUAAUAGCAUUACAUACAAGUUAAGGUACAUUGUGUGGAUCCUGCUGUAGGUCUGAACUGAAUGUAUUCAAAACUACUGUGAUGGGAUAGCUGUAACAAAGUUUCCUUGCUUUUGGAUGAUAGUUCUUCUACAUGAAUGUUACAAAUUUAAGGCAAGUCUUCCUCAGCCUGGAGUUCCCUCUUUGUUGAUGUGGUAGCUCAACCGCCAUCAUCUCCAGCCAGCGUGGCUUCUGUGCUAGCUUGAGAUGAAUAAGGGAUGUAGUCCAGAAAUCCAGGAUGGAGAAGACUGCACUAAAAUAAUGUUUUUAAUCUAGCAAAAAGAAAGGAAAACAGAGCUAGUGGAUAAGGCCAGUUAUUGAAUGACUACUCUUUUCUGAAAAUGCAAAAUGAACUGCUUUUUGGAAAAGUAUGAGAAGUUGAUGUGGAUCAUUUAAAUUCUUUGAGUCCAAGAAUAAGUUGUGUCUCUUGCAGAGUCUGUUGCUGGCAGCUGGGCAUGCAGAACCGCUGGCUCACAAAAUGGGAAAACAAGACACUGCUCUUUGGUGGAAGGAUGGGAUUUUAAUUUCAUCUGAAGAAUUUGCAGUGUGUCUUUAAAUUGUGUGUGUAUGUAGGAAGGAGGGGAAACUCUGCUGGGCAGAAUGUUUUUUUCUCCAUGAAUGUGGCAGAACUGCUUUGCAUGUGAAAGUAGAAUAGUCAGUGGGAUGACUGGUGCUGGAAUUAGUAGGGUUAGCUGAAGGUUAUGGCUUUCCGAAACCACAAAUAUUAGUUUAGGGAAAAUAACUACAGGUGACUUGGCUUGCAGGUCAUUCACCUGCAUACCUGCCAGCUUUUGGUAUACAAAAGUGCCAUAUUUAUAAUACACACCACAGAUAAUGCAGCUUGAAACAUGUGAGGGCUGCAGCUUUUCAUAAAGCACUUUCCCUGCCGAUUCUUGUUUCCACUGGUUUCUAACUACUGUCAAAUGACUUGAAAUGCUGCUAUGGCUCUAAUUAGGAAAAGCCUUUGGUUUCCCUGCUGCCUUCUUUCUUUGUCAAAACUGUUGGCAUGAAAUAUGCAGGUUCCUUUUAUGCAUGAUAGAAGCCUUUUUUUGUAAAUUUAGCUUAAUUUGCUUCAGAUGUGGAUUUUAACACUAUUUUUAAACUUUUUUAUAAGCUUUUUUUUUAAAAAAAUUGAAAAAUAAUUCAUUGCAGAAAGGUCAGGCUGAAAUACAGAUGAGGAACAACUUGUUGCUGCGUGUUCUGCCUUCCCUUUGGUCCCUUUCCAGGUAAAUAUAUGUAGGGAAGGAAACCAGCUGUCUUUUAGUCUUUUUAUUUAAAUAGCUGCCAUCUUAUUCAUAUAGGAAUUUUUUUUAAUAUCUUGCCGUGGAAAUAUUUGGGCAAAUAAUACUGAGUUAGUUACGAAAUCUUUUCUUCAGCAUGCCCACUUUGUUUUCUUUUAUCUAACACUACUGUAUCAGUCACACCAGGUCACUGAUCCAGAUGUGACAAUGGAAUCAAAAACUUCCACUCAAAUCAACUGGGUUAUUUCACUAUUGCAGUUCAUAGCCUCAUCUUUUUUUCUUCUUUCUAUUUUAGAAAUAGUUUCAAAAACUCUUCCCAAGAAAGUAUACCAACAUGACAGUGCUUCCUGUGCCCACUAAACAAUUGACCACCUCAGUGUGAUGGAUAGUUGGCUUAGCACCUUUCAUAUAGUAAUAAGCUUUUGAAUGGAAUAAUUUUGCCUUUUUACAAGCUUCUUGAGUUACUGUAUCAGAUGUCCAUAAGUUAAAUGCAGUACUCUGUCCAUGUGGCCCUGCCUGUAUCCUUUUUGUGUGUGCUCAUCUGCAAAAGCAGGUGUUGAAUUUUUAUUACCUUUUGAUGGUAGUAAGCUUGAAAAGAGAAAAUAAUUUAAAUGUUACAUGUUUGGAAACUGUAAGUAAAUUUCUAUAUGAUAAGUAUGUGUAAAAAUGAACUGGAUGUAUUUAAAGGACCAAUUUAUACAUUUCUGAGUUUACCUUGCUAGUUUAAUA
Molecule: messenger RNA, 5712 nt
Organism: Sceloporus undulatus (fence lizard)
Lineage: Eukaryota; Metazoa; Chordata; Lepidosauria; Squamata; Phrynosomatidae
Gene: FHDC1
Product: FH2 domain containing 1
Exons: 12
Coding region: 209-3607 (1132 amino acids)
Biological process (GO): actin filament polymerization
Cellular component (GO): actin filament; cytoplasm
Molecular function (GO): microtubule binding; actin binding
Source: RefSeq, a predicted model, not a curated record